ACAAGCAACAUGGUUCGACGUGAAACAAUUGUGUUUUUGCUGAUCGUACUUGUCCAGUUUUCAGCACAGGCGGUGGUUAGUGACGCAAAAAAUGACAAAACGACAAAGCCCGAACAUGUGAAUACUACGAACACAAUAGAAGCAGUGGUCGAUGACGUAAAUGAAGAAUUGACAGAGUCAAGAAACGUGAAUAGUUUGGAAGGAACAGAAGAAGUUGGAAACGAAGACGCCAUCAAUAUAUCACAUUAUAAUCCAUAUCCAAGCGACGGUAGUGAGUGCUACGUACUGCCUGAUGCCUCUGAUUACCGCGGUACGGUGUCUAUGACAGAGAACGGUCGUACAUGUCAGAAAUGGUCCGAACAGUCUCCACAUCAACAUACAAUCAUACCUAACAACUACCAAUCUAGUGGUAUUGGGGAUCAUAAUUACUGUAGGAACCCCGAUGGUUCGAGCCGCACAUGGUGUUUUACGAUGGAUGUGAAUACUAGAUGGGAGUACUGUGAUGUGGGGACAAAACAAAACACGUGCCUAGCAGGGACAAAUGCGGGCGGUGUUGUUUUUACUCGAUGGGGACACAAUGCAUGCCCUGGGAGCACAGUUGUCGUAUAUUCUGGAACUAUGGCUGGUAAAUAUUAUAACAAUUAUGGAAGUGGUGGUAAUUACCUCUGUCUACCAAAGAUUCCAAAGUAUGACCUCGAUGUCAUUGAUGCUGGUUCUGAAUCUGAUAGAGGGCGCUUGUAUCCAGUGGAGUAUCGAGCCGCCACCGGUCCCCUUUCUAGUAGCAUGUAUGAUGAUGUACCGUGUGCAGUGUGUUUGGAUGAAUACCGAAGUACUUCAAUUCUAUAUCCGGCACGUGAUGACUGUCCUUCCGGUUGGACGAGAGAGUAUUAUGGGUUCCUUAUGUCCGCUAGAUAUGACACUACUUCCUAUUAUUCUACGGAGUACGUAUGUGUGGAUGCUGCCGGUAAAGCCAUUCCUGGUACUUCAGCGUCUUCGAGUACGUCAUGGAUAUAUACCGUGGAAGCCACGUGCGUGACUGGGGGUGGAAUAGCUUGUGACCCGUAUGUCACUGGCUACGAGUUGUCAUGCGCAGUCUGUGCCAAAUAAAAUCAUCUACUGCAUUUUAUUAUAAUUCCUUAUUCUAGAACCUUACAACAUCUCAGUCACAACAUUGUAUAUCCUUAUUGUUUUGCCAUGUUUGAUAGAAUCAUAUUAUUUUUUACAUUUAUAGAAAACUAUCAGCUGGGUUGCUUUGUGAAAUUUCGCUAAAUGUUUCGAGAGUAUGUGCGAAUGUAAUCACUAUGCGAAUGUAAUUUUCUAUGUCUUUUCUUGUGAAAUAUUUUUCUUAUUAUUGAUCAAUAUGAAUAAUGCCUUUCAAAUAAAAUGAGUACUAAAAUAAU
Messenger RNA from Saccoglossus kowalevskii, 1400 nucleotides. RefSeq lists its product as uncharacterized. The record is from RefSeq and is a predicted model, not a curated record. Gene Ontology annotation, molecular function: endopeptidase activity; signaling receptor binding. Lineage: Eukaryota; Metazoa; Hemichordata; Enteropneusta; Harrimaniidae.